This is a messenger RNA of Otolemur garnettii (small-eared galago), 7303 nucleotides long. It is a transcript of the gene SASH1, whose product is annotated as SAM and SH3 domain containing 1. The record is from RefSeq and is a predicted model, not a curated record. The coding region runs from base 466 to 4206 and encodes 1246 amino acids. Lineage: Eukaryota; Metazoa; Chordata; Mammalia; Primates; Galagidae. The transcript is spliced from 20 exons. Gene Ontology annotation, molecular function: protein binding.
AUUUUACAGAGAGGGGUCCCGGGGAGCUCCCUCCAAGUUCCAGAGGCGCCGCGGUCACCCCUGCAGGGCCCUGCCCAGACUUGCUGGAAGAGAAGGGUGGCGUGCCUUGGGUAGUUGGUCCCGGUCACAGGAAGAAACGCCUUUGCAGCGGGGUUAAUUGCUUCUAGUCUGAACCAUUUCCCCGCCGUACCACCCAGUGGUGCGGACUUUGCCUCCUGCUACCCUGUUGCCGAACCGAGUUGGAAUGGGAAAGUUUCUGGAGUUGUCAGUGGCGCUGCCCGCGGCCACCUAGGGCCGAGGUGCGGACGCUGGCGAGGAGCCCCCGCGGGUGGCCGGGGCAUGCGGCGCGGGGGCGCGGCUCGGUGACGCGGCGGGCGGGGACCGGGCGCGGGGGGCUGGCCGCGCGCUGUGCCGGCGAGGGCGCCGCGGGGACCGGGACGCGCGGCCGGCGCGCGGGACGCGGCCAUGGAAGACGCGGGAGCGGCUGGCCCGGGGCCGGAGCCGGAGCCCGAGCCCACGCCGGAGCCCGAGCCGGCGCGGGAGCCCGAGCCGGACGCUGGCACCUCCGAGGCUUUCUCCCGACUCUGGACCGACGUGAUGGGCAUCCUGGACGGCUCACUGGGAAACAUCGAUGACCUGGCACAGCAGUAUGCAGAUUAUUACAACACCUGCUUCUCUGACGUGUGUGAGAGGAUGGAGGAGCUGCGGAAACGGCGGGUUUCCCAGGACCUGGAUGUGGAGAAACCCGAUGCCAGUCCCACGUCACUUCAGCUGCGGUCCCAGAUUGAAGAGUCCCUUGGCUUCUGUAGCGCCGUGUCAACACCAGAAGUGGAAAGAAAGAACCCUCUUCACAAAUCAAAUUCAGAAGACGGCUCUGUAGGAAAAGGAGAUUGGAAGAAGAAAAAUAAGUAUUUCUGGCAGAACUUCCGAAAGAACCAGAAAGGAAUAAUGAGACAGACUUCAAAAGGAGAAGAUGUCGGUUACGUUGCCAGUGAAAUAACCAUGAGUGAUGAAGAACGGAUCCAGCUAAUGAUGAUGGUCAAAGAAAAGAUGAUCACCAUCGAGGAGGCCCUGGCCAGGCUCAAGGAGUAUGAAGCCCAGCACCGGCACUCAGCUGCCCUGGGCGCUGCCGACUGGCCGGACGGUCCGUACCCGCUGUGUGACGGCUCAUCCAACUGCAAUUCAAGAGAACAAUCGGAUGAUGAGACCGAGGAGUCGGUGAAGUUUAAGAGGUUACACAAGCUGGUAAACUCCACUCGAAGAGUCCGAAAGAAACUAAUUAGGGUGGAAGAAAUGAAAAAACCCAGCACUGAAGGUGGGGAAGAGCACACGCUGGAAAGCCCCCCGGUCCCGGUCCUGGAGGAAAGGUCCGCCCUUUACUCUGGAGUGCACAAGAAGCCGUUUUUCCUUGAUGGCUCGCCUGAGAAACCUCCUGAAGAUGACUCCGACUCCCUCGCCACCUCUCCAUCGUCCAGCAGCCUGGAUACCUGGGGAGCCGGCCGGAAGUUGGUCAAAACCUUCAGCAAAGGAGAGAGUCGGGGCCUGAUUAAGCCCCCCAAGAAGAUGGGGACAUUCUUCUCCUACCCAGAAGAAGAAAAGGCCCAGAAGGUGUCCCGCUCCCUCACCGAGGGGGAGAUGAAGAAGGGUCUCGGGUCCCUGAGCCACGGGAGAACCUGUAGUUUUGGAGGGUUCGACUUGACAAAUCGUUCUCUGCACGUUGGCAGUAACAGUUCUGACCCGAUGGGUAAGGAAGGCGAUUUUGUGUACAAAGAAGUCAUCAAAUCGCCCACUGCCUCCCGCAUCUCUCUUGGGAAAAAGGUGAAAUCAGUGAAGGAGACAAUGAGGAAAAGAAUGUCUAAAAAAUACAGCAGCUCUGUCUCGGAGCAGGACUCUGGCCUUGAUGGAAUGCCGGGCUCCCCGCCGCCUUCACAGCCUGACCCGGAGCACAUGGACAAACCCAAGCUCAAAGCCGGGGGUUCUGUGGAAAGUCUUCGGAGUUCUCUGAGUGGCCAGAGCUCCAUGAGUGGCCAGACCGUAAGUACCACCGACUCCUCAACCAGCAACAGGGAAAGCGUCAAGUCAGAAGAUGGUGAUGAUGAAGAGCCGCCCUACCGGGGCCCCUUCUGUGGGCGCGCCCGGGUGCACACUGACUUCACCCCCAGCCCCUACGACACAGACUCGCUCAAGCUCAAGAAAGGAGAUAUCAUUGACAUAAUCAGCAAACCGCCCAUGGGUACCUGGAUGGGCCUGUUGAACAACAAAGUUGGUACCUUCAAGUUCAUCUACGUGGACGUGCUGAACGAUGAUGAGGAGAAGCCUAAGCGUCCUGCCCGGAGGAGAAGGAAAGGGAGACCCCCUCAGCCCAAGUCUGUGGAGGACCUCCUUGAUCGGAUUAACCUGAAGGAGCACAUGCCCACUUUCCUGUUCAAUGGAUAUGAAGACCUGGACACCUUUAAGCUGCUGGAAGAGGAAGACUUGGAUGAGCUAAAUAUCAGGGACCCAGAGCACAGAGCUGUGCUCUUGACAGCAGUGGAGCUGUUACAAGAAUAUGACAGUAACAGCGACCAGUCCGGAUCCCAGGAGAAGCUGCUUGUCGACGGCCAGGGCCUGAGCGGACGCUCCCCCCGAGACUCGGGGUGCUACGAAAGCAGUGAGAACUUGGAAAACGGCAAGACCCGGAAAACUAGCCUCCUGUCUGCCAAGUCGUCAGCCGAGUGCAGCUUAAAGCCUUUCAAGAGGAGCCAGCUGGGGAACUACCCGACGUUGCCUUUAACGAAGUCAGUGGGCGCCCUGAAGCAGGGAGGCGAGGAGGGCAGGCUGGGCGGUGGCCUCCGCCCGGACACAUCCAGGGGCUGUGACCCGCCAGGUGUGACUGGUUUGACUAAAAACCGCAGAAGCCUCCCGGUUUCUAUCUGCCGGAGCUGUGAGACCCUGGAGGACCCCCAGCCUGUGGAGAGUUGGCCCCGUUCGCAUUCCCUGGAUGACCUUCAAGGCGAGCCUGGUGCCGAACAGGAUGUGCCUAGUGAGGUGACCGGACCCUCCCCUCAGAUUGUACCUGAAGUGCCACAGAAGACAAGCACCUCUGCCACGAAGGUCCAGCCUCCUGCACGAGAUUCUGCUGUCGACAAUGCAUUGCUACUGACCCAAAGCAAGAGAUUUUCUGAACCUCAGAAAACGACCACUAGGAAACUGGAGGGCUCAAUAGCAGCCUCGUCACCUCCUCACUGUUUGCCCAGAAGCUAUGAUGCUCAACCUUCCGGAGUUAAACACACUUUCCUGAGUGUACCUCUUGAGGGUCACAGAAAAGGACAUGAUUUGGAAGGAACAUACCAUCCCCCCAGCACCAAAGAAGGGGUAGAGGCUGAGCAGAGGGGCCCUGAGGCCAGAACACAGCCAAAAAAUCCUUCACAGCCUCCACCUGUUCCUGCCAAAAAGAGCAGAGAACGCCUUGCCAAUGGACUACACCCUGCUCCUAUGGGCCCUGGUGGGACCCUCCCCAGUCCCGAUGCACCCUGCCUGCCAGCGAAAAAGGGCAGCCUUGCCAGCCCCACCAGCCCCAGUGACUGUCCACCAGCACCAGCCGCAAGGCCUUCCUCAGCACAGGAGCCUGGCAGCCCACCAAGCACAAGACCACCCCCGUGGCUCGCAGAGCUCCCGGAGAGCACCAGCCUGCAGGAGCAUGGUGUGAAGCUGGGCCCAGCCUUGACCAGGAAGGUCUCCUGUGCCCGGGGAGUGGACCUGGAAAUGCUCACUGAAAACAAGCUACAUGCUGAAGGCAUAGACCUCACCGAGGAGCCCUAUUCUGAUAAGCAUGGACGUUGUGGGAUUCCCGAAGCACUGGUACAGAGAUAUGCAGAGGACUUGGAUCAGCCCGAGAGGGACAUCGCCACCACCUUGGACCAGAUUCGGGUGAAGCUGCUUCGGAAGCAGCACCGCAUGGCGAUCCCCAGUGGUGGACUCACGGAAAUCUGCAGAAAGCCUGUCUCUCCUGGCUGCAUUUCGUCCCUGUCGGAUUGGCUCGUUUCCAUCGGUCUGCCCAUGUACAGCAGCCCCCUCUCUGCAGCGGGGGUCAGCACACUGAGCCAAGUGCCUUCUCUGUCCCACACUUGCCUUCAGGAGGCCGGCAUCACAGAGGAGAGACACAUACGAAAGCUCCUGUCCGCAGCCAGACUCUUCAAACUGCCGCCAGGCCCCGAGGCCAUGUAGCCAGGCCCUGCCUGGACAAGAGCCACCUUUCACUGUGCUUACGAUGCUGAUGCAAUUCCCCCAUCUCUGGACGCGCAGACCAGAUCCAGAAAAGAGGCCCAGCGUGCGGCCAAACAGAGCGCAGAAACUUGGCACAGGACUGAGGACCCUCUCCUCCAGAAAAGCCCCCUCAAGGAAAUUAGUGCGAUUCUCUUUGACCUUCAAAGAAAAGACAAGCACUUAUUUUUAUUUUUCAGAAUGCAGAAGAUGCCAGCUGGUCACAAACGCUGUGCCUCUAGUCUGUCUAUGUGCCCUGGCAGAGGCUGGGAAGAGGGAGGACAGCCUGUUCCAUUGUGAUAGUGCCCUUGCCCUUCUGUCCGUCACCCCGAGGACACCCGAGGGCCAGAUGGGCUUAGCUAGGCCAAAGGAACAGACUCGGGAAUUAUUGUACACUAUUGACCAUGCUCAUUUGUUCAAAUGUUAGAACAUCUGGCUGCACCAGGAAAGAAAAAAGUCCUAUUCUUCUUUAGAUAAACAAGAGACAUUUUAAUAAUUGCUUUCUAGCAAUCAGCUUUUAUUUGCCUUAAUCUAAGCUUUUAAGCAGUUAUCUAACUAGUGUCCACAACCCUGUAACCAUAGUUCCAGAUCUUCAGCUUAGACUGCCACCUCACAUCUGAAGAAGAAGGCUUUUCUACUGAUCCCAUUCUAACAUGGCUUAUUUCGUAGGGGUGUUUGUCAGGCACACAUUUCAUGUUGGCUUUUGGUUUUUAAACUAACUACAGAUCUAGGAAAAAGCUAUCAGAAAUUCACAAAGGUAUCGUGUGUGUGUGUGUGUGUGUGUGGUACUCGCCUUUGAUUCUAAUCGGUUAGUAUUGUUACCAUGUGGGUCAUUAUGCUGCAGUGUUGACUUGGAACCUUGACCUUUCCCGUUCCCAAAUUCAGUCAUCAGCCAACGGAUCACCUUUGCAAAGAGUCACUGUAAGACUGUAUAUUUCAGAAAGACGUGCUUACAAAGGGAAGUAGUUUAUAACAUGUUUUUAAAAAGCUUUUUCAGUUUUAUAAUUAAGAUACUGUUAUUCUUAUUUAGACACUUCUUUUAAUUCAAACAAAGGUUCCUUGUGGAGCCAGACAAACCACAUUAGCCAUGUGUUAAGUGUUUUCGUAUUUCAUUUGUUUUCCAACCUAUUUCAACACAUUCUUUUUUCCUUUAGGUUAGUGUCAGAUUUUCUAUCAGCAAAUUUAUACAAUAAAACUAUUAAGGUUUCCCUUGCUUAAAACAAAAUGAGUUUCUUCAGUCUUAUCGUGGGCACUAUUUUAAACACAAACGUGAUCAGUUAUACUAGAAAUACCUUGAACACAGGGCCUUGGUCAAAGUUCUGUAAUAUUUUACCUACUUAUUAAAACAAACGAUUUCCCAGGGGCUGGGGGAAGUGAUUUCAUUCAUUACAAAGCCAUGUGGAGUAUGUGCUUUAUCUCUGGAUCCAUAUUUCUAAGGGAAAGGACAUUCUCAGGUGAUGUGGGGUUUUCUUUUCCCAUGCUGUGGUAUGCAUUUUUUUAAAAAAAUAAUGUAUGUUUCUUCAAUAAUAUUCACCUUCUAUAAGAUGCCAUGUGAAGAAGUUGCGGAAACGUAGAACGGAAAGGUAAAGCUGCCAAAUUUCUAUUGAACUCUUAAAAACAACUCAGUUUUUGUCCUCUUGGGUUGUGGCCUGGCCCGUUUGAAAUGUCGUGAGGCUUAGGGUUCUCCUAAAACGAGAGUAGUCAGCAGAUUUCACACGCUGUGGUGGAGACCGGGGCUGUGAAGCAGGCUUCCCUCCCUGCUUUCUGAAUAUCUUGCUUGACGUUCUGAUGAGAUUCUGCUCAUUAUUUCAGCUGAGCAAAAAGCCUACACAAAAGUCACGUACAAGGUAACAGGUGGAGGAGAAAUCGUGUGUAGGUUUCCCACCUGUAGUUCAUCCUCGGCGUAGGGUUUCCAUUUAGGUAAAAGUAACCCCAGAAAAGGCAACUUUCUGGCGUUCUUGACAAUGCCAAACCCUAUUUUUUUUUAUCUUUAUUCUUUGGAAAUCAAUGCCUUUGCAAAGAAAAUCAAAUUCAGGGACCAUGAAUAAUUUUCAGUGGGAAUGUCUAAUCUGAGGGGGUCUGAGGGUGUAGCGUUGACUUUAUUUUUGUGGUUUAAAAAUAUAUAUAUUUUUUUUUUACUAUAUCUUUAGUGUUUGUUUGGUCUUCUUUUGCUUUAAACUUUUCAUUGGGUCUGAGAAAAGCCUGAAUGUUUGUGUGUGACAUUUGACCGAGGCGGUUCGGGGCCACCUGUGGACGUUGUUAAGCAGGUGGCUGGCUUCAGCAAUAGCCGGUUUUACUCAGUGGUAUUGGGUACAGAAUUUUGAGUGACAGUGAACAUUGUUGUCUUUGGAAAGCACAAAAGAAACCUGGAAAGGCAGUUUGGCUCAGGUAGCUACACAGAACAUUGUGUAUAGUUUUUAACUUCACAGCUGGCUGGAAGGAAGGAAGCAGCCGGCUCCAAGGAGUAUUUACAUUCCCACAUAACCAGGAAACAGACAUCUUUAAAAGGCCUUGCCUUAGUCAGAGGCCCUUUUCUCUGUCCUGAACCAAGGUGUGAGUGAAAUUGGAAACGAAUAGUCUAUUGGAAAUUGGUUCUUGAUACAGUAAAGUUAGCUUUCACAGCUGCAGCAAGAGGUCACCUGGCCAAGUCGCCGCUGCACGAGUGUACUGUGUUAUUUUCAGAAAAACAGAUAAUAGUCUGAGUCCAAAUGAUCUUUGAUUUGACAUUGAUAGAGAAAAGAAACUAUCGAGCAAGUUAUAUAACAACUAACAACAUUGCACUUUCUGUAUAUGAAAUCAAUAUUUAAAUAACUUAUUUUUCUCCAUUGCUGUUCUUAAACAUUGUAAGUAGCUGUAAUAUACCAGUACCAAUAUGUUCUUGCAAUUGCUUCAGCCCGAGAAAGCUGUGUAUUGUUUUAAAAAUUGUACAAAUUAUUGUGAUGAUUCAUUUAGCAAAAAGAAAGAUGGACAGAAGGGUUUCCCUAUGUAUCAAAACUUGUCUAUAAUUCUGUCAUCUAUGUACCUAGAAAAGAAAGUAAAUAAAUUCCUUCAGCUGAAUAUG